Molecule: messenger RNA, 1510 nt
Organism: Rhododendron vialii
Lineage: Eukaryota; Viridiplantae; Streptophyta; Magnoliopsida; Ericales; Ericaceae
Exons: 3
Coding region: 158-1165 (335 amino acids)
Biological process (GO): protein ubiquitination
Cellular component (GO): CCR4-NOT complex
Molecular function (GO): ubiquitin-protein transferase activity
Source: RefSeq, a predicted model, not a curated record
UUUCGAACGGCUGGAAAUACUCGGGUGAGCGAAACCGGGUAGUUUCCGUUAUCCUAUUCUCUCUCUCUCUCUCUCUAAACUUCUUGGCGAGAUAUUUUGUAUCGGAGAUUAGGGUUUUCGAAAAAUCUCAGUUGCUCGAAAAGCCAUAUCGACAGCCAUGGUUUCUGAUUCGAUCGCCAAUGCUUCGAUUCCAAUCGCGGCCAAGGAUUUCCCCAGGAAGAAGAGGGCGAACAGGUCGGCCAAAUUGAAGCAAUGCAAGCUCGAUGCUCGUCGCGAGCAGUGGCUCUCCCAAGUGAAGAACAAGGGAUGCAAAGGGGAGCCGGACGCCAGUGUGGUGGUUGAUGCGCGCAACGAGAGGGGUCAAUCCUUAGAGAAUUUAGAGAUAAUGUCGAGAGAGGAUAUGAAGGUGGAAUCUGUCCACCCUUACAGUGACUUGGACUCACCUUCAAACAGUUCCACCAGCCAUACCAGCAUUGCUUUGGGUAGUACCGUGUCUGGUACGAAUUUCAGUGGGAGUAGUGGCGACAGUAGCAGUGGUUCAAGUUGGUCUGGAAGCGUAACUGGAGAAGAUGAAGAAGGGGAUGAUGAGUGCUUGGAUGAUUGGGAGGCUGUUGCCGAUGCUUUAGCUGCCACCAAUGACAAGAAGGAGCAGCAUACCAACCCUAGUGUAGAGCAGCAUAUUAACCCUAUACAUUCUCCACCUGAAUUAGCUCAUCGGCCAGCUUCACAAAUCGUGACAUCAUGCCCAAAGCCAGAGUGUGUGGAAAAAGUUCAGAUGGUUCCACCAACUGGCAGGGCUUGGAAGCCUGAUGACACUUUUCGCCCACAAAGUCUGCCAAAUUUGUCGAAGCAGCUUAGUUUCCCCAUGAAUUCCGGAAGGCAUUACGGGUGUGGAAGUGUUACGUGGGGCUCUAAUAAUGCUCCUUCUUUGCCAUCGUCUUGUCCCAUAUGCUGCGAAGAUUUGGAUUUCACAGACUCGACUUUUCUUCCUUGUUUGUGUGGGUUCAGGCUCUGCCUUUUCUGCCACAAAAGAAUUCUUGAGGAGGAUGGACGCUGUCCGGGGUGCAGGAAGCAAUACAACAGUGGGCCCAUUGUGGGGGAGGCAACUUUGGAUGGAGGCGGUCUCCGACUGGCUCGUUCUUGUAGCUUGAUCACGAGGUCUUAGGAGGAGUCUGUUUCCCUCAAUGUGUAUGUUAGGUCUCUCCGUUUCCAAAUAUCUUGCAUGUUUCUAGUAUUUAGACUCUUAUUUUUGUAGUCCCAGACGUUGGUAUAGCCGUAUAGGAAUGUGGUUUUGAAAGCACCGGGCGUUAGGCUCGUUCUCGUAUGAGUUUGGUCAUCAUAUGUGUGCUGCAUGUGCUGAUGUGGAAGACCUUUUUGGUUUGUGAAUAGAUAAGGUGGUAUAGAAAUUCAAUACAUCCAAUUUGUUAAGAAUAUGUCAGUGUUGCUCCCUACUGAACUAAUAUGCAAUCUUUAUUAUUAUCAAAUAAAGUUUCCAAUAUUACGCCAACAA